This is a messenger RNA of Chelmon rostratus (copperband butterflyfish), 1237 nucleotides long. RefSeq names its product alkB homolog 7 (gene alkbh7). Gene Ontology annotation, cellular component: mitochondrial matrix. The record is from RefSeq and is a predicted model, not a curated record. The transcript has 4 exons. Gene Ontology annotation, biological process: fatty acid metabolic process; DNA damage response. Bases 103 to 795 code for a protein of 230 amino acids. NCBI's taxonomy places the organism in Eukaryota, Metazoa, Chordata, Actinopteri, Chaetodontiformes, Chaetodontidae.
GCACAUAGCCGCUUGACUUCUGUCAACAAGCCCAAAACGCUGCUUCAGUUAGAAAAAAACUGUAGCGAGGUUGACCAUUAGUCUAAUAUUUCAGACAGGAGGAUGAAACUGCUGCUGACAGUAUUAAAAGGAAUCCAUAAACCAGCUGUUUACUCCAGUCACCACCGUUGUCUGAGCUCCUGUGCCAGCGGCGGCCUGUUACCUCACAGUGAUGAACCUCUGAUCGUCGGGUCAAGCCGGGAGCUCGUGCAGAGACUGGGCUCGCAGGUGGAGGUGAGGACGGCCUUCAUCACAGAGGAGGAGGAGCGGGCCUUUCUGCGAGAGCUGGAGCCUGGCCUGAAGAAGAAACGCUACGAGUUCGACCAUUGGGACGAUGCUAUUCACGGGUACCGAGAGACCGAGCGUGUGAGUUGGGGGGCGGCGUGCGAGGAGGUCCUGAAUCGCGUCCGAUCUGCAGCGUUUCCUGAGGGUAGUCCACUCCUCGGGCCUGUGCACAUUCUAGACCUGGACAAGACCGGCUACAUCAAGCCUCACAUUGACAGUGUCAAGUUCUGUGGUAGCACGAUUGCUGGAUUGAGUCUUCUGUCAGACAGUAUCAUGCGCUUGGUGAAGGAGGAUGCGGCCAAUGAGUGGCUGGACCUGCUGCUGCCCCGACACUCCCUCUAUAUACUGAGGGACCAGGCCAGAUAUAACUUCACUCACGAGAUCCUGAAAGACGAGGAGUCUGUGUUCAACGGACAGAAAGUGCCUCGACAGCGCCGCAUCUCUGUCAUCUGUCGGAACCUUCCGGGCUAAAACCUACUCAGCUUGGAUUUUAACAGAACAUAACCUGUAUAUAGGGGGUUGUGUCUGUGAUCUCUGUUAAUAUAUUAAAGCUGAUAUUCCUAAUGUUUUAUUUUUUUGAUUAAUAUAUUGUUAUAUACAUCUAUGAUGAAGUGUUCAGGACAUUCAUUGUCACAGUCAGUAAUAUUAAAAUGAUCUGUUUGUCUGAGCCUGUUAUUAUCAGACUUUGUUUAUCGGAGCAUCUAUAAAGUUUUGCAGUGGCUGAUUUAAAUGAACAGCAUGUUUCUGCACAACCCUUCACAACAACUGUGCCAUCCUGGUUGUAGUUUGAGCGUCAUUUCAGUUAUCAUUCACUGCCGGAAAGGAUGUCACCUUUAACUGCGUGAAACGCUUGUUUGUACAUAUGUUGGUUUCACAAUAAAAGUAAGAGAGGGUCCUUUGAAUCUGGAUCCCG